AUAUAUAAUGCCCGCGAGGGUCGAGUGCUGACUGAGCGAGGGGCUAUUUUCUUUGUCGUGAGAUUUGAAAAGCAGGAGGACUAAAAGUGUAAGGAAGCAGAUGACGACGGCGGCGGUGAACCUGCCGAUCAUUGACUUGUCCUCAUCAGAUUCCAUCUCCUCCGCCAAUUCAAUCCGUCAGGCAUGCAUAGAGUGUGGUUUCUUCUACCUGGUGAAUCAUGGCGUCGAGGAAGAGCUGUUUGCAGAGCUGUUCGAUCGGAGCAGCAACUUCUUUUCGCUUCCUUUGGAAGAUAAGUUGAAAUUUUCUCGCAAGCAUAACAGAGGCUACACCGCACUAUUUUCGGAGAAUCUCGACUUCGCUUCCAGCUCCAAAGGUGACUCAAAAGAGAGUUUUUAUGUUGGCCCUUUAGAUGACCCAACUCAAAGUAAUUUGAACCAAUGGCCUCCAGAAGAUAUCCUUCCAUCUUGGAGGCCUGCAGUGGAAUCGUACUAUAGAAAAGUAAUGUCUGCUGGAAAAAGAUUAAUCUCUGUUAUUGCCCUGGCUUUAAACCUGGAUGAGGACUUUUUCGAGAAAGUGGGGGCAAUGGAUAAACCAAAGGGUUUUCUUCGACUUUUGCACUAUCCAGGUGAGCUGGGAUCAACUGAUGAAGAAAUAUAUGGUGCUUCUGCUCAUUCAGAUUAUGGCAUGAUCACACUCCUUGCAUCCAAUGGAGUUCCUGGACUUCAGGUUUGUAGGGACAAAUCUAAGCAACCUCGAAUCUGGGAAGAUGUUCUUCACAUAGAUGGGGCAUUCAUUGUUAACAUUGGGGACAUGAUGGAGAGGUGGACUAAUUGUUUGUUCAGGUCAACACUGCAUAGAGUGAUGCCAACAGGACAAGAACGCUACUCUGUAAUCAUUUGCCUAUUGGUCCAUUUUUAUUUGCUUUUCAUAAUACUGACUGUACUUCACAAUGCAAUGGUGGCUUUCUUCAUGGAUCCCAAUGACGAUUGUGUGGUGGAAUGUCUGAAAAGUUGUUGCAGUGAAGCAUCACCGCCAAGAUUUCCUCCCGUCCGCAGUGGGGACUACCUGGAAGAGCGUUUUCGGCUUACAUAUGCAACUUAAAAGGUCUGUCUUUUGCAGUUGCAGUACGUGAUGAUGAUUUUAUUUUGUGAUGAUAAACGGCUCUUAUAAUCAAAUAGGUCUAUUACCAAUCCUGGUUUUAUAAUUCCACUGGAAACAAAUUGCUAUUGUUUGUAUUGGGAUUGUAUCUCUAAAAAGCACUUCAGCUCAUAAGCGCUUGUGGCAUAAGUGCUUUUAUUAUUAACAUGUUGAAGUUCUGUAUACUUUUUUUCAUGGAUUGAGAAGAAUACAUCGAAGGAAUUUGGAGACUAAAUUUCGGUCACAA
This is a messenger RNA of Malus domestica (apple), 1385 nucleotides long. RefSeq names its product azadirone synthase LFS-like. The record is from RefSeq and is a predicted model, not a curated record. Lineage: Eukaryota; Viridiplantae; Streptophyta; Magnoliopsida; Rosales; Rosaceae.